Molecule: messenger RNA, 582 nt
Organism: Truncatella angustata
Lineage: Eukaryota; Fungi; Ascomycota; Sordariomycetes; Amphisphaeriales; Sporocadaceae
Exons: 3
Source: RefSeq, a predicted model, not a curated record
AUUUUCUUCACACUUCUGGUGUUGAUGUUGGACUCGGCGCAAUGCCAUCUGGUACUCACGUACCCCGGCUGGAGGGGCAAUAACCUCAUCCUCAACGGGUCAAUCGAGGACACCAACGGACUCGGCACAGGGCAGUCAGGCAGCGCGGAGAUCUUCCCCUAUGGGAUGCAAUGGAUCUACCCAUGUGGCGGUAUGCCCUUAACCUCCAACCGCACUCAAUGGCCAGUCGCCGGCGGCGCCGUCGCUUUCCAGCCUGGGUGGUUCACAGGCCAUCAACAUGCGCGCAUCUACGUCAAUAUGGGCUUCGGCGAUGUCCCGGAGAACUACUCGGUCCCGCUACUGCCGCCUUUCGACAUCGUGGGACCCUCGAACAAUCCGUACCCGGGCACCCUUUGCCUGCCGCAGGUUCCGGUCCCGGCGGGGCAUGUUAUCAACGCUGGUGAUCGCGCCACGAUCCAGGUCAUCGAGGCUGCUGUCCAUGGUGCGGCUAUGUAUAGUUGCGUCGAUAUCACGUUUGUUGAUUCUCUGGGUGGUGAGCAUGAGGUAAACGCCACGAAUUGUUUUAACUCGACCACGAUCACG